Molecule: messenger RNA, 1168 nt
Organism: Dioscorea cayenensis subsp. rotundata (Guinea yam)
Lineage: Eukaryota; Viridiplantae; Streptophyta; Magnoliopsida; Dioscoreales; Dioscoreaceae
Exons: 5
Coding region: 101-994 (297 amino acids)
Source: RefSeq, a predicted model, not a curated record
CUCAAGCUUUCCAAAGAAGCAAUCCAGAGAUUUCUAGAUAAACUAAUUUCCAAUUCUACCCUAACAGUUCAAAUACUUACUCCAACGCCGUCGGCUGCCAAUGAUUUCUUCGACCACGGCAUCGUCUCCGCCGGCGAGUCCCGGCGAUCCGAAGGCCCAAACGAUGGCGAGGUCGCCGGAGAGGUCCGGCUAUUUGAGGAAAAGUAUGACGACAUUGUCCACGGAGGUGAGUGCCGGCGAUUUGAGGGUAAACAUGACGGCAAGGUCUCCUGAUGCGAGAGCGGACGAUUUGAGUGCCGGAACGAUGGGAACGUCCCCAGGGGUGACUCCGAUCCUCCAGACCAAGCGGGGAAAGUGCCACAUGGUCGAGAACACUGCUGGGAGUGAGGAAGGACCAAAAACCAUGCCCUCUGGCAAAUUGAGUGGAAUUCGCAAAUCUGAGAGGCUGAGAAAUCAACCCAAGAGAAAACCUUUUUCUGAUCUCACCAAUGGCUUGGCCCCCGCUUUCGGCUCAUUUCCAUCGUCUAUCCCAGAUGUCGCCUUAACUAAACCCCCUUCUAGUGUUAUCUCCAAUGCUGCUAAGAACAAGAAGGUCCAAAAUCUCUGGCCCACUUCCACGUUGCGUGGCAUUUCAAGUGAUUCAGAUCUUGUCAAGGACCAAACAUGUUCCACACCACACACACAACAGAGACCAACUGAAAAGGAUUAUAAGGGGAAGUCUUUGGCAGUUGCAUCAAGCUCAGAUUGCACUCAAUUAGGAAGAACUAGUAGCAUGAGGCUGAAGUUAGAGAGUGCACGUGUUGAUCAUCGUCAGGCAAAGUCCUUUUCAGUUCCUCUUGGGAAACCCAAGAAGAAGCCCCGGAUUAGAGUGCCUGAAGCCAUUAAAAAACCAGUAUUGCCUCAAGAUUUUGUUGAAAAACAGAAAGCCUACUUUGCGGAGAUCGAUGCUUUUGAACUUCCAGAGGAGGUUGUAUCAGAGAGUGAAUUGGAAUAGCAGGAUAAACAUUGAGGGACUUGUAGAUUACUAACAGUAAACCCUCCUGUUACUAGGUCCAGUUAGCAUGUAAAUUUGGUGCAUAUACAGACUUCUUGCUGACACCCUUUUGUAAUUACAAUGCAACUAUUGACACGCAUGGAAAUAAAAUGACUUUCGUGGCAGCAUUUGUCA